Messenger RNA from Microcebus murinus (gray mouse lemur), 915 nucleotides. Lineage: Eukaryota; Metazoa; Chordata; Mammalia; Primates; Cheirogaleidae. The record is from RefSeq and is a predicted model, not a curated record.
AUGACCAGAAACCCAGACCUACACUGGCCCCCCAGCUGGAUCCCAACCCCCAGCCAGGACUCAGACCGCAGGACCCUCCAGUCCCCGCCCCCGCCCGGCAGGUGCAGCCCCACCCAGGCUGUCACCUUCCUAGAGUUAGAGCUGCGGGUGCCUGAGUCAAGGCUUGGGGUACUCCGUGCGCUCCGGGAGUGCGCAUGUGUUGUUUCUAACAGGCAGAGGGGAAAUCCUAAGGAUAUUGGAGGAGACACACUACUUGCCACCUCUGGCUUCUGAUCCGGCGCGCUCUACCAACCCUCAAGUGUGCUCACACGUCUGUGGACCCGAGCAGGCCCACUGAGGAGGGAAAGCUGGAGGCAGGCUUGAAUACUGCGCGGCCUGGACAGCUGGCCAUCCAUCUUGAGGCCCAGCCCGGCUCCCCGCCCGCUCUCUCCAGCCGGCCCGAGGGAACUCGCGCCCCGCGCGCGCCACGGCCGGCCACAUUCUGCGCCCCGGGAUGCAGCGCGCCCUGGUCCCCGGCCGACAGGCCCUGGCCCCAGACCCCCUGGAUCCCCGCCCGGCCUCACCUUGACGUGGAAGCGGAUGAGCGCCAGGCGGAUUGCAGUGGCCAUGCAGACGCCAACCAACGGCGUGCCCUUGUUCUGGACAUGGCUGACGAUCUGCUGUGCCGUCUGGCGCUCGUUGCCCUGCCGCUUGACCCACUCGUGCAGCCGGGCCUUCUCGAGCGCGCCGUUGAAGAAGACGAAGAGCUCGAUGUCGCCGAAGCAGGCCUUGGCCAGCGCCGCCAGCAGCCUCUGUCGAGGAGCAGGAUGCAGCUGACGUGCAGCAGUCCAGACCGCAGCUACUGAGCAGAUGGAGCCUGUACCCACCCAGUUUCGCCCUGUAGGCUCAAAGAAGCCCGCGUGCUCUCUGUAAAAA